AUGAUGAAGGCAUUGGACACACAAGUGGGUCAAUUGGCCAAUACUAUGAAGAAUCAAAUGUCUAUAUCUUUUCCUAGUGACAUAGAGAAGAAUCCAAAAGAGUGUAAUGCCAUUAAUUUGAGGAGUGUAAAAGAAUUGGAAGCUCCUAUUGUUGAAAAGGAAGAGGUUGAGGAAAUCCCCAAGAAGAGUGAGAAUGAAGAAAGCAAGCCAAAUGAGGAGAUUCCAAAGAAAGAUCCAUUGGUGGAAAUUUAUGAGCAAUUCAAGAAGUUUCUGAAUAUUUUCAGGAAAAUCCAUAUCAACAUUCCUUUUGUGGAUGCUCUUGAACAAAUGCCUAACUAUGCUAAGUUUAUGAAGGAGGUGAUAUCUAAGAAGCGUAAGUUAGAGGAUUAUGAGAUGGCGAAGCUAACAGAAAAAUGUAGUGCCAUUAUCAAGAGACAACUACCGGAAAAGUUGAAAGAUCCAAGGAGUUUUACUAUUCCAUGUGUAAUUGGUGAGCUACAUAUUGAGAAGGCCUUGUGUGAUUUGGGUGCUAGUAUUAAUCUAAUACCUCUCUUUAUCUUUCAAAAGCUCAAUCUUAGAGAGGUCACACCAACUACUAUUUCAUUACAAUUGGCGGAUCAUUUUUUAAUGUAUCCUAGAGGUAUCAUUGAGGAUGUAUUAGUGAGGAUUGAUAGAUUCAUUUUUUCGGUUGACUUUGUUGUGCUUGACAUUGAGGAAGACCAAGAAAUUCCCAUAAUCUUGUUAAGACCUUUUCUUGCAACCGGAAAAGCUUUGAUUGAUGUCCAUGAUGGUAACUUGAAUCUAAGGGUGAAUUGUGAAGAAGUAAAGUUCAAUAUUAUUAAUGCCAAGAAGUUUCCCAAGGAGCAAGCAUAUUGUAAGAGAGUGGAUGUAGUUACUCCAUGUUUGAGAGACUUUUUCAAGAACAUGUUUUGUAAUGACCUUUUGGAAUUAUGUUUGACAACACUGAUUUCUAAGGAGGACCUUGGGGCAUGA
Humulus lupulus (European hop) is the source of this 993-nucleotide messenger RNA. RefSeq lists its product as uncharacterized. Bases 1 to 993 code for a protein of 330 amino acids. The record is from RefSeq and is a predicted model, not a curated record. The transcript is spliced from 2 exons. NCBI's taxonomy places the organism in Eukaryota, Viridiplantae, Streptophyta, Magnoliopsida, Rosales, Cannabaceae.